Podospora pseudopauciseta is the source of this 1349-nucleotide messenger RNA. RefSeq lists its product as uncharacterized. The coding region runs from base 327 to 1349 and encodes 340 amino acids. The transcript is spliced from 3 exons. The record is from RefSeq and is a predicted model, not a curated record. Lineage: Eukaryota; Fungi; Ascomycota; Sordariomycetes; Sordariales; Podosporaceae.
CAAUCUUCCCAGACUCCUUCCCACAGCUCUACCAUUCAAGACCACCAUGCUGCUUACCACCGGUUUAUCUUCAAAGGUUACCGGCGGCUGGUUCAUCCUUGCCCAUCGGUGGUUUGUCUUCAGCGUUUCAGGCUGCGCCUCAAGCGCUGUGCAUCUAGUACAGUGCUUGGACGAGUCUCACCAAUGAUGGCCUUGUCGCCCAUAUUGUGGUCUCGUCAAUGGCCCGCUGUUGGCUGAGAUGAUAUUCAUCUGUCCCUUUGCAUUAAACUCUAACUCCUUGCCUUCGAAUUCGACAUUUCGGCUUUUCUUCGUCACCAGGCCUCGGCAUGGAUAACGACAACAGCAAUUCCCGUCCCGACUUUGUCGAUCAUUCCGCGCGCAACUUCGAUCGCGACUCUGAUCACGACCCUGAGCACGGCUCUGAACACAACCCUGAUACCCCAUCUGAUUGCCCAUGGGUUGGCUUUUGUGUCCCUCGCCGGUGUCGCCUUUGCACCUACCCAAUUGAGCCUAACGAAUGGAUGGUAGCUACCCUUUACUCUGCGUUCGUAAAUAAUGAGCAUAGUAUUGAAGAUGUACCAAGGUUGAAGGAGGAGUUCAGGCCAUGCCCUCCAGCCUGUGCUCAUGAUCAGUCUUAUUUGAACGGAUCUGUCCCUGUAUAUCACGCAGAAUAUUUCGACUAUGCAGGCAAUCCUCGACACGACCUCCUCACCAUCACUUCCUUCUCGUUCGAACCAUUGCCAUUAUACGAUAUCAAACGAAAAAAGAGGAUGGUGCAGCUUCUGGCUACCAAAAUGGGUGAUAUGUGGUGUCACCUUCCUCAUGAGCUGUGCCUUAUGAUAUCCGAGCUUGUGGUUGGGAAGUACACGGUGCUACGCUACAAUAACUGUAUACUGCCCGUGAAGACCUACACCACAACCUGGAUCUCUCGCAAACCAUCUGGGCACGCGCAAUGCUGUCGGAGAUUGUACGACCCAGAAAUGACCCCCGAAGUCAACAUCUUCUAUGUGCUGGAAGAUCACCUGGGCAUGCGGGACCUGCUCUUUUCUAGUACCGAGAGCAAGCAAAUGAAUCUUUCAUCCGACCAUCUUGAACCAGGAUUCUGGUGGCGGGUUCUCUCGUCCCCCCAGGUACUCCAGGCAGAAUACGAUGUAAGUGCCUCUUAUUCACCCGAAGGUACACUUGGCCGACCAUUUUCCAUUUAUAAAUGGCGUGGAAUUCCGAAAUAUAGUGAAUGCGCCAACAUAUUCAUCGAAUCUCCACAACAUGACAUUCUCCGCGCCAUUGCCGCGGGAGAACGUAGCUGCCCUCAAGCUGUAUUGCCGCCCCCUAUCUCCUCUGCAACCUAA